This is a messenger RNA of Lycium barbarum (goji berry), 2124 nucleotides long. RefSeq lists its product as uncharacterized. Lineage: Eukaryota; Viridiplantae; Streptophyta; Magnoliopsida; Solanales; Solanaceae. The record is from RefSeq and is a predicted model, not a curated record. The transcript has 5 exons. The coding region runs from base 327 to 1985 and encodes 552 amino acids.
UAAUAUUCGAAAAUUAAUGCUGGCGGCAGCAAAGCCAAUUGCAGCAGCAGCCAGCCAGCCACGUGCAAGUUAUCAAAGAAUUGAAAUUAUUCUCAAUAUCCCAAUUAGGUACCUGCGAGGCGACAAAAAGAGCAGAUCAGCUCUUAUAUUAAGUAGUAAAGUAAUUUGACUUCAGAAGUGUCCGAGUUGAGCAGCCCUGAGUGAUAGCGGCGUUAGGCGGCGGACCCGGUUUGAAUGAUAAAACCCCAACCGACCCGGUUCUUAAGUUUAACUGUUUAAGAAUAUAGGGUUUAGCGGAUAAUGCCCUAAGGUAUGAAGGAACAUCAAUGGCGGAUGAUGUAAUGAUUAAACAAGAACAACUUACUAGUAAUCCCUGCUGUAUUACUUGGAAAGAUAAGUACAUUAAAUUGAAAGAGGGCUACACCAAGCUUGAAGAGCGAAGAAAUGCUCUUCGUAAAGGUCUCUCCAUUUACGAACAACAAGUCAAAAAAAUGCAAUCCGAAAAUUUGUCUCUCUCGAAAGCUGUUGAUGAUGAGAAACUUAGGGCAAAUAAUGAAAAGGAGGAAAAGGUAAAGGAAUCUGCUUUAAGGGAUUCUUUAGAGAGUGAAGUUGCUCGGUUGAAGAAUGAGAUUCUUUCCUUGAAGAAAAAUGAUGGGGGGAGAGAAAUUACAGAGCUUAAGGAGCAUCUCUCUCAGAGGGAAACCAAGGUAAAUGAGCUCAACGAGCUUCUUGAGAAAGAACGACUAAGAGCAGACUCGGAGAAAAAGAAGGCUGACUUGGCGAGGAAAAAGGCUGACGACUUGAGGACAAAAUGGAAGGCUGAGAAAACAAGGGCUGAUGAAGAGAGGAGACUUGCUGAUGUUGAAAGGAAAAGAGCCGAAGGAAAUAGACUUAAUUUGGAAAAUCUGAAGAAGGAAGCUGAUCAAGUGAAAUCAAAGUUAGCUUCGGUGACUUUGGAGUUUGAAGAUGCUAAGAAGAAGCUUGAGGCAGAAAGAGAAAACACAUCUAAAGAGAGAAAACGUGCAGAUGCAGCAGUGAUGAAAGCUGCUGACCAAAAAAAGAUUGCAGAAACCGACCGCAAGAUGGCCAUGGAUGAAAAAAGUCGUGCUACUGAUCUAUAUGGGCAGCUGGAACAGGAUAGACAAGAGAUUGAUAAUUUGAAGAAGGAGAUUAGUGAACUCAUGGCAUCUGGUAAAAUGGUUAACAUCGUACCUUGUGAAGGGACAACUCUUGGAACUGCUCAAUUAUCAUCUGAGCUUGGUCCAGGUGAUGUGGAGAGAGAUGUUACCAUGGUAGAUGUAACUCUGAAUUCUGGUGCAGCCCAAAAAAGGAUCCAAGACAUGGAACAGAAGCUGCUGGUUGAGAAAAAGCGUGUGAAAUCAGAGAUGAAAAAAAAGGAGAACCAAAUCAAGGCUGCAGAAGCAUGUAAAAAGAAGGCAUCAGAAGAAAAAGAUCGUGCUGAUCAGCUAUCUGAAGAGGUUGAAAAUUACAGAAAAAAGUUUGAUGAACUGCAGAAGGAAACUGAAAAGCUAAUUUCUGCAAGGUCUUUUGUUGAUUGUCCUCUUCGUGCAUAUGAUAGUAAUGUACAUAUUGAAACUGCUAAAGGUAAGCUGUUGAAGAAGCAAUUGAAGUUUGAAAAGAGGCUGGUAAAGCAUGCCAAAGAAGUAGCCAAGUUUGAAAAAACCCGUAAUUAUAUACUACAGCAAAAUCUACUUAGCUUAAAGCAGGAGUUUGUUCACUUCUCAAGACAUCUAAAUAUAUUGGAUGGUUGCUUCUUUCAAGGUGAUGAGCAUGACCUGGAAAAGGUUUGCAGCUUCAACCUGAAAAGCAAUUAUUCUGGUUUUGAAGCUUUUGAUACGCACUGUCAUCUUGGAAAUGAUACUUUGCAAUUAGCUGCUGUUGUGUCUGAUCCAUCCGAGCAAAAGAUAAAUUGUAGUGUCCCUUCGCUUCCUGUAUUUGGAGGGAACAACCCUGGAUCAAUAUAAGGAUGGUUUUGCCAAGUAAUGUGUCAUCUUGUCAAGUAACAAUAAAGAGAAUAGCAUUUCAAGUGUUUACCGUGCUACCAGCAGUUGUCUUGCUCAAUGCCUACAUCAGGAGAUACUUCUCUUGGGAGUAUUUUGGUCA